AUGUUGUCACCAGAGCAGCAGCGGAGUCAGCAGCAGCAGGCGAUGCUGACUCAACUUCAGCAACAACGAGCGCAGAUGGUAGCACCCCAGCAGCAACAGAAUACUGGCAGCAACGCGCAGAUGCAACAGCAAACAAUGGGCUCAAAGUAUGAAGAUCUUCCUAUCAGGGCCCCUGGAGACAUCAGCUUUUUCAGUGCAAGUCCUGGCUCAGAUGUCCCCAGCUACUUCAAGCAUUUCGAAUUCGCAUGCCAACAGGGUCUCGUAUCGAUUGUUCAGUCAAUCGUUGUCAAUGAGAACCCAACACCAGCAUGUCUCCAUCACGGCUUGACCUGCGCUCUGAUGUGUGGUCAUGUCGAGGUUUCUCGACUUCUCCUCACAAGUGGUGCGCCCAUCGUCCGCGAAACUCCAAGCAACAUCUUUUUGGCGCCCUACGAGUGUCAUGUCCCUCUCUUUGACCUCCUCCAUCACUUUGGAUGGACUCCUAGCACCCCAACUUUCUAUGGUGCCGUUUUUCUCCCUAGGACCGUUACCAACCCUCCCCUUAUUCGCUGGUUCCUCGAUCAUGGAGCCGAUCCUAACUCAGGCCAAACGCAAACCCGCAAUGACCGUCGCGGUGGAACGAGCGAUGGGUCAUGUGCUGCACUUGAGGCAGCUGCGAUCCAUGGAGAUGUCGAAGCUGUGGGUAUGCUGUUAGAUCGGGGUGCUAUAAUAGAGUAUGGGGUGCCACUCCAUCUGGCUGCAGGUGCAUGUCCCCCUGGCGCCAACCCUCAUGCUGCCCGGGUUAUACCGACUCGCAAAUUUGACAUCGGUAGAAUUCCAAUAAUGGCAUUGCUUGUGAGCCGUGGGGCAGAUGUCAAUCAGAAACAGGAGUCUCAGCACAUGGUGGCGCAGUAUCCGAUAAUACACGCGGUGAUGGCGGGGGCAACUGAGCGGGUACGGUGGUUAUUAGAGCAUGGGGCUGAUCCACACGCCAGAGGAAAUUUCGGCACUGCUAUUGAAUAUUCUCGUAAUAUGCGAUGUGAUGAGAUUCUCAAGGUGAUUGAAAGUUUUGUCAAAGAUAAGACAUGA
Messenger RNA from Penicillium brevicompactum, 1068 nucleotides. RefSeq names its product ankyrin repeat domain-containing protein. NCBI's taxonomy places the organism in Eukaryota, Fungi, Ascomycota, Eurotiomycetes, Eurotiales, Aspergillaceae. Gene Ontology annotation, molecular function: protein binding. The record is from RefSeq and is a predicted model, not a curated record. Bases 1 to 1068 code for a protein of 355 amino acids. The transcript has a single exon.